This is a messenger RNA of Engraulis encrasicolus (European anchovy), 6320 nucleotides long. It is a transcript of the gene arhgef18b, whose product is annotated as rho/rac guanine nucleotide exchange factor (GEF) 18b. The transcript has 32 exons. The coding region runs from base 137 to 5233 and encodes 1698 amino acids. Gene Ontology annotation, cellular component: plasma membrane. Gene Ontology annotation, biological process: regulation of Rho protein signal transduction. Gene Ontology annotation, molecular function: guanyl-nucleotide exchange factor activity. The record is from RefSeq and is a predicted model, not a curated record. Lineage: Eukaryota; Metazoa; Chordata; Actinopteri; Clupeiformes; Engraulidae.
CUAUGGAGCUCUGGGUCUGAAUCAUAUGUUAGAUAAUCCCUCUCCGCUGCUUGGCUGAUCCCGCACUGGGAUUCUCGCUGCCUCUCGCUUCCUUUGCGCACAUUCGAGUGGCUCUCUCUUCGCGAGUUCACCAGCCAUGGCGGACUCACCCUUAAACAACUCCUGGCCUUCCUUCUCCAAGCUCUGGAUGAAACGAUGGUCAUUCAAAAGAGGGUCUGAAGGUAAACCAUGUGUUCCUCCUGCAAACCUAGACUCUGGGAUCGACAUCUCCUCGUCCCUGUCUCCCUCAUCCAUCCCAGAAGACGUUUUCUUCAAUAGCUUGACUGAGGAGCAGAGUCCCAGUUCGACAGAGAGCGACUAUGAGAACCCCGGAGAACAAGAAGUGGCGAGCAGCUCUGAAGACCUCCUCGACUUCAACCCGUCUCUGAGAGACUCCGAGUUCUUCAGAGACCUUCAUCCUCCUCCCGACCACACAGCAACAGCACAGACCCACAAGAAAGCACCUCCCACUCCCACCACAGCCCUGUCCAUCGUCAUCACCCCCGUCGGCGAGCACUCUCUCAGUCCCACGCUGCACGUCUACCAGAUAGUGGACCAAGGCGGCUCUGGUCCAGAGCCCCCCGUGACGUCCGCCCUGUGCCAGGCAGCAGCAGCGGCGGCGCCCUGGCACUUCAGCAGCAGUAACAGCAGCAACAUGGAGAACCAGCAUGGAGACUCGGAGCAGCCCACAGUCACCGUUAACACCACGGUGCAGCUGGGGGACCCAGAGGAGCCCCAUCAGUACCUGUCGGACUCGGAUGCAGACAACAUCCCCAUGCUGGUGAGGUCUUUGUCCACCUCGAGGCGACACAGCUGGGACGCGCCUAUCUCCCCCAUUGACCUGGGCAGAAGACUUAGCCUGGACACCACUGCAAUGGACAGCGAUGGGGAGGAAUCAAUUCUGGUCAAGUCCAAAUGCGGCCAGCACUUUGUUUACCCAGAAUGCUCUGAGGACGAGGGACAUGACAAUGACUUUCAACAGGAGAAGUCAGGCGAUGCAGGGAGGAGGCAGAGCGACGUGCCUGACGGCCUGGCAUCAGAUGAGAGGUCCAGGGCAGCACAUGUGUCCCGAAUCCUGGAAACUUCCAGCCAGGCUGCCAAGGCGUCCGGAGAGGAGCAGGACUUAGGGGACCGCCUACAGUCUGAAGAAGGACAAAGCCACCUUACCAAGCACAGGAGCAGGGGCCCAGACGAGAGGGAGUCCAGCAGCAAUGUCACCUGGUUCGAAUUCCUCGCCAAUGAAAAUGAAGAGGAUGAGGACAAGACAGAGAAAUCAGAGAGGGGUGCAAAGGUCAAGAGGACUCUUAGCUCACUGAGGAACCGAAUGACUGGCUCCUUCAACAAAGACAAGGGUAAGACUCGCGAGAAAGACAGAGAGCAGCAGCAGAGAGAGAAAGACAAGGACAGGGAGAAAGAGAGAGAAGAGAAAGAGAGGGAAAAGGUGCGGCGUAGGAGUAGUAGUGGGCACCAGCUGGUCCCCGGCUCUUUCUCCAGCUGGACCACCUGCACACUGUGCAGCAAGACUCUGCAGCAGAGGAAGCAUGGCCUGCAGUGUCAGAACUGUGGUGUGAACGUCCACAAGAGCUGCAAGAGUCUGCUGGCAGAGUGCAGUGGUAAUAAACACAAGUUCAGGGAAUCUGUGAAGAGCAGUGGAUCUGCCCAAACUGCCAUCAAGGACCAUCCGAGCUCCACGACCACAUCCCAUCACCACCACCACCACUACCAGCAGCAGACGUCCCAGUCGCCUCCCCAGUCGUCGCAGCAGCAGUCCUGGGCAGCCGAUGGCUCGUGCCGGCCCCCGCGCCCCACAGGCAUGACCAUCACCCCGCGAGGACCCGCUGCCGCCGCCACCAGCAACUCAUCUCUCAGCCACUGCAACAGCUCAGGAUCUCUUCCAGGAGAGAUGGACGAAGCGGAUGCAGGCCGGCUUAAGCGCCUGGCCGACGACACGGUCUCCCUGGCCCCCUCCACCACCGACUCCAUCAUCGUAGACGAUGCAUAUUACGCCGCAGUGCGUGGGGACCUGGAGGCUGACGCCCAGGACUUUGAGCAGGAGUCGUGGAGUCAGGUUGUGGAUCAGCCCUAUCUCAAGGCACAUUCCAAGGAGACGCUCAAACGACAGGAUGUCAUAUAUGAGCUUAUCCAGACGGAGGUUCACCACGUGCGGACGCUGAAGACUAUGCUGCGCGUCUACCUGCACGAGCUGCGAGACUCCCUGCAGUCUCAGGAGCGCCGCCUCUUCCCUCGCCUCGAAAGCCUAUUGGAGCUGCACGUUCACUUCCUGUCCCGCCUCAAGGAGCGCCGCAGCCAAUCAAUGCAGCCGGGCAGUGAGCGGAACUACACCAUGCGCAGGGUGGGAGACAUCCUCGUGUCGCAGUUCUCUGGGGAGAGUGGGGAGAGGAUGAAGGAGUGCUAUGGAGACUUCUGCAGCCGCCACAGCGAGGCCGUCAGCUUCUACAAGGAGCAGCUGCAGACCAACAAGAAGUUCCAGAGCCAGAUACGGAAAAUCAGCAACCUGUCCAUCGUCCGUCGGCUGGGCAUCCCAGAAUGCAUUCUGUUGGUCACGCAGCGCAUCACCAAGUACCCUGUGCUGGUGGAGCGCAUUCUGCACAACACGGAAGCGGGCUCGGAGGAGCAUGAGGAUCUGACGCGUGCGCUGGGCCUCAUCAAGGAGGUGAUCACGCAGGUGGACACGCAGGUGAACGACUACGAGAAGGCCUCGCGCCUGCGGGACAUCGCCGCCAAGCUGGAGCCCAAGUCGCACGGCAAGAUCAAGGACGGCCGCGUGUUCCGCCGCGAGGACCUGUGCCAGGGACGCCGCAAGCUGCUGCACCACGGCACCGUCAACUGGAAGGCCGCCUCCGGCAGACUCAAAGACAUCUUGGCCGUCCUCUUGACUGAUGUUCUGUUGCUGCUACAAGAGAAAGACCAGCGCCUUGUUUUCUCCACCGUGGACAACAAGCCGUCGGUGAUCUCGCUGCAGAAGCUGAUCGUGCGUGAGGUGGCGCAUGAGGAGAAGGCCAUGUUCCUGAUCUGCGCCUCCUCCAACGAGCCGGAGAUGUACGAGAUCCACACCACCUCCAAAGAGGAGCGCAACGUCUGGAUGACGCACAUCAGACAGGCCGUGGAGAGUUGCCCUACCACAGAGGAGCGGCUCUUCAGCGAGGAAGAGGAGGCCCGGGCUGUGCGGUUCAAGGAGUUCCAUGACCGCCUGAGUGCUAAGGACUCCCAGAUCAGCCAGAUCCUGGGUGAGAAGCUGGAGCUGUUUGCGGACAUGGUGGCCUCGGUGGGUGGUGCGGCCGGGGAGGACCUGGCCUCGCGCUCCCGACUGCUGCUGCGCGGCGACACCUCCAGCCUCCAGCAGGGGGAGCACCUGCUCAAGGGAGCCAUCACCGAAGUGGAGAACCUGCAGAACCUGCUACUGUCCAACGUGAGAGAACAGUCUCCACGCUCAGAGACCAGCCAGCAGGGCUCAGGCGGUGAAGAUCUCCCGUCUCCACGCUCGGAGAGAAGCCAGCAGGGCUCAGGCGGAGGAGAUCUCCCGUCUCCACGCUCGGAGAGAAGCCAGCAGGGCUCAGGCGGAGGAGAUCUCCCGUCUCCACGCUCGGAGAGAAGCCAGCAGGGCUCAGGCGGAGGAGAUCUCCCGUCUCCACGCUCGGAGAGAAGCCAGCAGGGCUCAGGCGGAGGAGAUCUCCCGUCUCCACGGUCCGAGAGUAGCCAGCAGGUCUCAGGAGGCAGCGGAGCUCUCCCUCGCAGGGCCGACACCUUUGGAGGCUACGACAGCAGCCCCAGCGCCCAUCAGAAGAACGGUGGUGUGAAGAAGGCCAACGGGGGCCUGAAGUCCCGGGAGAGGAGUCAGAGGGCCAGCUCAGACCCCCAGAUCAAGGAGCUCGGAGGCACACAGGCCCUGGAGGAGUCGGUUGAUGGGCCCUCUCCUGCCAGCUGGAAUCCAUCUUGGACCCAGUCUUUUCCAGAGGCCGAGCAGUUCCUGGCCAAAGUGCUCCAACUGUCCCAGAAGCUUUACAGUCUACAGGCGAUCGUGGCCCAGCAGGACAGCCACCUGGAGCUGCAGCGCGCCUCCCUGAGCGAGCGCGAGCGCCCCGGCGGCGGGCGGCACCGGCUGGCCAACGUCCUCCUGGAACAGGAGAAGCAGCGGAACCUGGAGAAGCAGCGCGAGGAGCUGGCCUCCUUCCACAAGCUGCAGUCCCAGCACCGGCAGGAGCAGGCGCGCUGGGAGCGGGAGCGCGAGCGCCACCGGCGGCAUGCCGAGGUGGCCGAGGGGCGGCUGCAGCAGCGCGAGGACGAGUGCCGGCGGCUGGAGACCCGGCUGGCGGAGGAGCGCGAGGAGCUGGAGAGGCAGCGGCAGACCUACCAGGAGGACCUGGAGCGUCUGCGGGAGUCCACGCGCACCGUGGAGCGGGAGAAGGAGCGCCUGGAGCACCAGAAGAAGCUCAAGAAGCACAACACGCUGCCGUCGGUUACCAGCGCCUCGGCCAUGUUCACCGGACAGGAGACGGGACAGCAGCACCAGCACAUCCCGCUGUCCACCAGCUUUAAUGGGGAGAUGAUGGUGGAUCCUGUGAUGCAGCCCAAGACCCUGGUGCGCUCCAGCCUCUCCAUCUCCCCCGCCGACUACCCUGAGCGGCCUGAAGUCAAGGUGGCGGUAGUGGGGGCGGGGGCCAAGGGUUCGGAGGUGCCCAUCCACCUGAUCAGCACCACCAACCAGCUGCACAAGCAGGGCAGCGUACAGCAGCAGAUCCCCACCAAGCUGGCAGCACUCAGCAGGGGCAAGGAGAAGAGCAGCAAGGGGAAGAGCUCACACCGCACAGACAGCUCAGCCUCCUUGGACAUGAAGCAGAUGCUGCCUCUGAAGCUGAGUGCUCGUGACGACAGCUCCCUCAGGGCCAAGCGCUCCAUCAGCCCCAUCCACCACAGCCAGAUACACAUCCAGCCCCCAGAGCCUGUGAACCAUCCUCCAGAGUUGCACUACGAGUCCCCUCCACCAGCCCCUCCUCAUCAUCCUCCCCCUCAUCCUCCUCAGCCCCAUCCCCAGCCGGCGCACCUCCUCAUCCCCCACAGCCGGCCCCCCAGCCAGGUGCAGAUCCCUGUGCAGGUCCCCGUGCAGAGCCUGCCACCGCCCCCCUACAAGCCGCUCACCGAGGACAUCAGCAAAGAGGACGUCAUCUUCUUCUGAUCUUCACACCACAGCGCAGCGCAACGCAAUGCAGCCGGACUGACUGAGCCACGCCUCUCGCAUUGCAUGCUGGGAUUGCAUACUGUUCAUAGGGGCAGCAUGCCCCAGGGUAUGGGGUUAUGUGAAGCACACACACAUGCAAACUUAUUUUUCUUUUAUUUGUUUGGUGUUUUUUUUUACUAGUUUUAUUCCUCCUCCAGCUGAAAAAAAGUUGUAUAAAUAAAAUGUUUAAUAAUAUCAAGCACAAAGCAUACAGGUGGAAAAAAGAACAAUUUUAGAUGUAUAUGUUUUUAAAAAAAAAGAGAAAUCAUGCAGAACCCAAAGACAUUUAAAAAAUAGUAGUGAUGGAUGAAACAAUGCAUACAAGGCCAUUCAUACAAGGGUGGGGUGGGGGAAGAGUUGGAGGAGGAGGAGGAGGAGGAUUGUGGUGGGUGAUGAAGGAUGCCGAUCAAACGAGGAAGUUGGUUUGAGUAGAAGGAGAGCCAGAGGACUGUCAGACAUACAGUAGAAGAAUAGUCCCAUUGUGAGAGCAGUCACCUCACACCCAUAAGCCAGACGUUUGGCACACUGUGAUGAAAUAUGAAGUAAAUGGCACAACAACAAGCUGAGAAAUCAGCACCCUGUUUUCUGUCUUUAAUUUUGCUGAAACCUGAACUCUGUGCAGUCACAAAGUUAAACGAAGAUGGUUUUGCUUUGCCAUUUCAAACAAAACAAAAACGAAUUUUAAAAAAACGUGGACAAUGAAGAACACUGGAGUCAAAGAAGGACAUCUGUGAAGAGGUUUUUUUUCUUCUUUAACUUUUUAUUUGAGCACUGUGGACCUUUUUCUUUGCACAAAGAAAAUUCAGUUUUAUCCCUUUCAAUCACGUUGCUGGACAUUGUUCAACAAUGCACUCACCCCUGCGGAGCUUUUGCGGGGUUUUGUUUUCUCGUCAAGGAGUCCAUUUCAGUUAAUUGUGUCUGUCCAUCAAUUAUGUGAACUCUUUAAAUGUGACCUUUGCUGUAAAAUCGAUAACAAAUGCUUCAUGAACACAGAAAUUCUUGUUUACACGACAACUUAUCAUUCAUUAGAAAUCACUGAAGAGUA